Molecule: messenger RNA, 2353 nt
Organism: Rhea pennata
Lineage: Eukaryota; Metazoa; Chordata; Aves; Rheiformes; Rheidae
Gene: MASTL
Product: microtubule associated serine/threonine kinase like
Exons: 10
Coding region: 6-2336 (776 amino acids)
Biological process (GO): peptidyl-serine phosphorylation; intracellular signal transduction
Molecular function (GO): protein serine/threonine kinase activity; ATP binding
Source: RefSeq, a predicted model, not a curated record
AAGAAAUGGCUGUAAAGUAUAUUUCUGAAGUAGCACUGGCUCUUGACUACCUUCACAGGCAUGGGAUAAUCCACAGGGAUUUAAAGCCAGACAAUAUGCUCAUUUCUAAUCAAGGCCACAUAAAGUUGACGGAUUUUGGGCUUUCCAGAGUUACUCUGAACAGAGAGAUAAAUAUGAUAGAUAUCCUCACUACCCCAUCAAUGGCAAAGCCAAAACAAGACUACUCACGUACUCCUGGGCAACUGUUGUCUCUCAUCAGCUCUCUGGGUUUUUAUACUCCUGUUGGAAUGAAAAUGCCAGGGCCCAGUUCACAUGGAGCUUCUGAUGGUCUGCAUGGAGUGGUUUCUCCUGCAUCUAUCGUCCAAAAGGAAAAUACCCCUCUUUCAACAAAAUUAUUCAAAGCAUGUCUUGAUAAUUCUGCGUUCACCCCAGCGAUGCCAGUGAGGAGUUUAACUCCAACUCUACUUCAGUCAAGAAAAAGGUUUGGUACCUCCAGUGCCAGUAGUCAGUCACACACACGUGUGUCCAGUUUGGAAUCAGAAUGUUGCAGCAGCCCCAGGUGGGAGAAAGAUGUAGAGCAAACUGAAGAUGAACUAUGUUCUACAACAGGCAAAACAAAUAACAGCGAGUCAGCUCUCCUUUCUAAUGUACAAUUACUGAAUGGCAAAGAUAUUAAAGAAUUAAAGAAAAAAGAACUCGAGUCGGCCAUUUCUCCCAUCAGUAGCAAUGAUUCUGGCAGCAGGCAGAAGUUAGAAAUUGAAUGUUCUGAUGUGAUGGGUACUCCUGUAACUGCACUGGAUGUGAAAGGCAUAGUCAGAAAAUGUCUCUCUGAAAGUAAGACUUGGGAAGAAAAACUUACUGCAAAUAAAAGGGAUGAGACUAAUGAGACAGCAGAAACUUCCAGUCACCAGCAGUCACCUUCAUGGUUGAAUGAUCCUAUCAAGCCUACCAAAGAGGAAGAAAUUCUUGAAAAAACAGGUGUGAAAAGAAGCUUUGAACUAGUUGAUACUAGUCCUUGUCAGCAACUUAACUAUGUUAAAAAAAGCAAUGCAGAAUAUAAACGUGGCUGUCAAAUCUUAGAAUUUCAAGUAAACCAAAGGACAGGUUUGACAACAGAAAUUCAAUCCUUAAUGCUUUGUAGUGAUAAGUGCCUACAUGACACCUGCAAAAGCAAGGAACAAGUUAAGGGUUAUAUUAGCAAGCAGGAAACAGUAGAUAAAUCAGUUACUCCAGUAAUAGCUAAAAAUCUUAUGUGUGACCUGGAUGCAGACUAUGACAAGGAUGAUAAAAAGGAGUAUAUGAACUCAAGUUUCUUAGGCACUGAUGAUGACAAGCCUCUUGGAGUCCUUAGUGCGGACUCUGACUUAUCCUUUCCUGAAAUCUCUGUUACAGACAGUCAUUUAGAAAAGCAGCUCUUAGAUUUGGAUAAAAGUGUUAAAGACCUCUCCUUUGAAGAACUAAAACCUGAAGACAUGCUGAUAACAUCACCAAACUCCCGAGAUCCUUCUCAAAAUGGAGAAGAGCAUGUUGUCCAGGACUGCAAGUUGUUACAUCAUGCACAGGAUAACAACCAAAAACAUGCGGUAGAAACUUACCUUGACACAGUAUCUUCCCCUUCAGAAAAGAUAAUGCAAACAAUGAACCUCUUCAAAAAAAAUGCUGUUGUCUUUCGAAGUUACAACAGUCAGAUUAAUGUAUCCAAUGCAUCUGAGCCAUGUAGUAUGGCUUCCGUGGAUAUAAUGGAUCUUUCACCUGCUUGUAGUGAAUCUUACCCAACAGCUAUUACUCCAUCACAGAAAGGAAGACCACAUAGGGUAUAUCAGACACCUCAUCAGGGAGAUGCUGGCACACCGUACAGGACUCCAAAGAGUGUAAGAAGAGGAGCUGCCCCAGUAGAAGGUGAACGCAUCCUAGGGACUCCAGACUAUCUGGCACCUGAGCUGCUUUUGACAAAGCCUCAUGGUUCUGCUGUAGACUGGUGGGCUCUUGGAGUUUGUCUGUUUGAAUUUCUGACUGGAAUUCCACCUUUUAAUGAUGAAACCCCAACACAGGUCUUCCAGAAUAUUUUGAAAAGAGAUAUUCCCUGGCCUGAAGGUGAAGAAAAAUUGUCUGAUAAUGCCCAAAAUGCAAUAGAUAUUCUUUUAACGAUUGACAGUAGUAAAAGAGCUGGACUGAAGGAACUGAAACAUCAUCCCCUCUUUUGUGGUGUAGACUGGGAUAAUCUACAGCAUCAAACUAUGCCUUUUAUACCACAGCCAGAUGAUGAAACUGAUACUUCUUACUUUGAAGCUAGGAAUAACGCUCAGCACCUGACUGUGUCUGGAUUUAGCUUAUAGCAUCAAGAUAAGUGAAA